This is a messenger RNA of Rotaria sp. Silwood1, 591 nucleotides long. NCBI's taxonomy places the organism in Eukaryota, Metazoa, Rotifera, Eurotatoria, Philodinida, Philodinidae. The record is from the annotation of a GenBank genome assembly.
AUGAUUGAUCCUGAUAGUUUACAAUCGGGACAGAUACAACGAAAAUUACGUGCCAAAGAAUUUAUCUUGGUGAACAAUCCGAAGGCAACUCACGAACUUUGGGUUAACGAUAUUGCUCUGGUACGGGUAAUCGACAAGGACGGACAACAACAAAUAUUCGAUGGGUGGGCUGCUUGUAAACAUUGUUUGGUUGCAUAUCGAACUCAUUCAAAGAGAGAUGCUUUUCAAAGCCGAAAAAAUUAUGGUUUGACUUCAUUUCAUGUACAUGUUAAACAAUGCCAUUCAAGCUCCAGCACAAUUAUAGCUUUGACGUCGACAGAUGCAGUACCAAAGGAACCAGCUCCUAUUCAAGCAUUUAUUCCUCGAUUUGCUUACAACAAAAGCCAAUUGAGCGAGCAGCUGCAAAGAAAGCUAAAAGAUGCUGAACUGAAAUUCGUAACGGCUGGAAGUCAUUCUUUCAAAGCACUUGAAAAUGAUGGUGUUCUCGAUCUGGUACAAACCUCUAUCGACAUUGGUGCACAGAUGGGUAAAGUAAAUGUUCGUGAAAUUUUUUAUGGUCGAAAGACAAUUCGUAAUGAAGCCACACUGUAA